AUGGAUUUUUUUAUCCUGAAAAAACCAACAGUACUGCUAAGAGCACCUAAAGGUGCAGCUGCUAUUCACAUUAAUAGUACUACAACACAUACUGCAUCGGCAUGCAAUACUUAAAGAAUCAGGUCAAAAUCUUCUACCAAUGUCAGACCAAAAGCGAACACACAUAAGAAUGGCACUAAUAAUUAUUAAUGAAAUAUUUAUGCUGUUGUACACUGGACAUCUACCAACAACUGAAAGAAAUAUUUGCUUCUCCAUUUAA
Molecule: messenger RNA, 259 nt
Organism: Pocillopora meandrina
Lineage: Eukaryota; Metazoa; Cnidaria; Anthozoa; Scleractinia; Pocilloporidae
Source: the annotation of a GenBank genome assembly